Molecule: messenger RNA, 1716 nt
Organism: Effrenium voratum
Lineage: Eukaryota; Dinophyceae; Suessiales; Symbiodiniaceae
Source: the annotation of a GenBank genome assembly
AUGUGUGCCCGGCUGGCCUUGGUUUCCCUGGCGCUCUCGCGUAAUGCUGACGCGGAGCCGCCCCAGUCGGAGGUGCUGGGGUUACUGACAACCACCGCAGUGCCCCACACGCCGGAGGUGCCCUCCUUCCACAACGCCUCCUGGGGCUCGCCGGUGCCGAACCCCCUGGCCAUCUCCAGCCCCUUCGGCCCCCGCUGGAAGAUGGCGGAUGCCCGUUACGACUUCCACCGGGGCAUCGACUAUUUCGAUGCCGAGGACACAGAGCUGUACGCCAUCGCGGACGGCGUGGUCUUCGACCAGCGGACGUUUUACGCUGGGGGCACCACCACCAUCGUGGAGCACCCGCUGUGGAAUCCCACGGGGGCCAUGUUCCACGACCGGGUGAUCAACAAGGUCUUCGUGUACUACCAUCACAUGAACAAUCAGUCCACUACGGUGGGUCAGGCCGUGCAGAAGGGGCAAGUGAUUGGCACCAUGGGGCAGACGGGCACCACGACCUUCACGCACCUGCACUUCACCACUCGGCUGGUUGGCUACUGCACGCUCCAGUAUCAGGUGGAGAAUAAUCGCGAGCCCUCGGAGUCUUCGGAGUGUGCCACCGGCUUCGACCCUGCGGUGCAUCCGUACCUCUUUGUGGGCGCGGAGGCUCGCUCCGGGCCGAGGGAGCUCCACCAGGUGGCGCCCAAGAACGCGUCCUUCGGCUUCGCGGUGCGGUACAAAGCCACGCGCGGGCGCUUGGAUCUGGACGUGGUGGAGACGAACUUUGGGAAGGUGUCCUUCAACACGCGGGAAGGCGUCUGGGGCAAGGACACCUUGGAGGGGCUGGAUGAUUUGGACAACCUCAGUAGCUGGAUGGCCUUCAAUCCGGGGAUCUUUCAGAGUACCACGGAGGAGGAGAUUUACUACGAGAUGCACUUUUACCAAGCGUCCUGGUAUCUGAACUACUCAGACAAUUUGUCGGAGCAUGCGGCGGAAGGCCACUGGGCCGAGGACAAGCAAUAUGUGAUGUCUUGGCACCCCCACGGUGCCUUCGCCAUCGCCGGGCUCUACUUUGUCUCGCACUACUGGGCGAGGGACUUCCCUGGUGAGCGGCGCGGGAAGCAGUUCGUGAGUGUUGCCCCACUGCUGCUGCGGGUGCCCUUCCUGGCCGAGUAUUUGCUCCUUUGCCACGCGCGGUUUCAAGAUCGCAAGACCUUCCAAAAGCUGCUUGGACAAGGUGCUACAGUGGCUGUGCAGCCCGGUGGCAUCUAUGAGCAGGUGGCCACGGAUGAGAACAAGGAGCAGCUGUUCUUCCCGGCGAACCUGGGCUUCAUCAGGUUGGCGAUCCAGCAUGGGGUGCCCCUGUUGCCCGUGUACUGCUUUGGAGAGAAUCAGCUCUUCAGGACGGCCAAGUGGGUCAAGAGCAUCAACAGUUUCUUCUACAAGCACUUCAAGAUCGGCAACCUCAUAAUUCUCGGCCUGGGCGGCAUUCCAGCGUCACCGCUGCUCCCCAAUCCGCUGCUCAUGCCGGUGCCCGGGCGCCGCUUGCACAUCCAGUUUGGGAAGCCAGUGGAGGUGGGGCCAAAGGAGGCAGAGCCCAGCCAGGAGCGAGUGGAGGAGGUCUUUGUCCGCUACUCUGCGGCGCUGCAAGAGAUCUUCAAGGAGUGCGCGCCGAAGUACCUGCCCAAAGAGGUGGCCGAGAGGGGGCUGGAGAUCACUCUGCGGGGCAAGAGCUAG